This is a messenger RNA of Anopheles merus, 1389 nucleotides long. RefSeq names its product keratocan-like. The record is from RefSeq and is a predicted model, not a curated record. The coding region runs from base 46 to 1329 and encodes 427 amino acids. Gene Ontology annotation, molecular function: protein binding. NCBI's taxonomy places the organism in Eukaryota, Metazoa, Arthropoda, Insecta, Diptera, Culicidae. The transcript is spliced from 2 exons.
CGAGGAGGUUUGGAUUUGAUUUCGUUCCGCUGGGAUAUUUAAGAAAUGUGCAGAGUUUGGGUAUUCCUGGUGUUACUUUUACACAUCACCCCAGGUGCACUAGCCGCUCUAUCGAGAUGUGUCGAAUUCAGUUGUUACGUAUGGAACCUAAACCCAAUCGAAGAGAGUUCCUUUAAACUACCUCGCUUUCCAGACCAGAAGGGAAGGAUGUGUUUCAUAAACUUGACCAUCUCUUCGCUCGACAUAUCGCUGCUCAACCAGAUGGGACUGCUGGAAAGCUCCCUGCUCAUCAAAAAUUCCCCUUUGCGCAGUGUACAGGUGUCCCAAUCGUCCCAGUCGAUCCCUUUAAAGCUGCUGGUUUUAGAGCAGUCCAAUCUCACGGAAAUAACGUUCGAAGCAAAUGACACGCAACUAGAAACGCUUAUAAUUAGCAACAGCCUGCUGCAAGAUAUCCCCAGCACGGUGGCCCAUUUAGUCGCUGUGGAGAGGAUCGCGGUAAGGCACUCCCCUAUACAAACCGUCGACCUGAGCCGCUUCGGCGGGCUGCAGCGCUUGGAAAGCAUUGACCUAAGCAGCAACGUAAUUGAACGCCUGCGAUACACCUUGGUGUCGGAUGAAGAUUUUCCGUCCGUAAAAGCGUUCUAUAUGACCGAAAACCAGCUCACCGUGGUCAACUUUAACUACUUCAGCCGCAUGAAGCAGCUGCAAUCGCUAUCGCUAUGCAACAACAGGAUCCACCGCGUAGAUGGUUGGUUGGAUUCGAGCAGCCUAAACUAUCUCGACCUAUCGCAAAACGCCAUCUCAGCGUUCAGUUGCUGCAGUUGGAAUGCUAGCGGUGUGAUCACGCUGGCAUUGGACAACAAUACGCUCGAACAAUUGCCGUCCUGUUUGGAACAGGCGAUGUCCGAGGUGAAAUAUAUCACCCUGUCGCACAAUGCUCUGGAUGGUGGUAGCGUUUGGAGCAGGUUGGCCACCAUACCGACACUGCAAAUGAUAAACCUUGACGCAAACAGACUGACGAGUGCGAUUCUCAACGGUACAUUCCCGUCGCUUAUUCAGCUCAGCUUGCAGCACAACCGCAUAAAGCAGCUGUGGAUUCCAUACGCAAGCCACGGUCUUAGCGUUUCUGUCAGGUGCAAUUUGAUUGACCAGUUUAAGGCGCAAGAUGUAUCGCCCAACGUGACCCAUCUGGAUAUGGAAUGCAACCCGAUUGAUGUAUUGUAUGAUUGUAACCGGUACGAAUGGAACCAACCAACAGGAGAUGGUAAGCGAGAAUGUAUCAAACGUGUCAAUACCGAAAUGUGUGAAGAAUGCUUUAUCCAGAAAUGAGUUGUUGGAGCGAUUGAUUGAAAAAUAAAAGCAGAAACAUGGUUGAAUAUAUAUUGCACC